GUGGGCCUUGGGCUCUGGUGGGGUCUGGUGAAAUGAAGGUGCCUGCCUGUGGGGCGUGGGCUCUGGUGGGGUCUGGUGAAAUGAAGGUGCCUGCCUGUGGGGCGUGGGCUCUGGGGAAAUGAAGGUGCCUGCCUGUGGGGUGUGGGCUCUGGUGGGGUUUGGUGAAAUGAAGGUGCCUGCCUGUGGGCUCUGCUCUGCUGCCUCUUGAGUGUCGAGGCCAAGUGGGAACCCUGAGUCCAAUGGUCCAGAGAGGCUGGUCUGCUGCAGUACUGAUCUGGGCAAGCAGAGAGUGCAAGCCUUGUUUCUAAUGAGAAGUCUUGGAUGUUCAAAUAUGGUCUCCUCUUGUCCUCUCUGGUGGCAGUGUCCACCAGAGAUAAAAACAAAAAACAAAAAAAAAAACCACCUUCUCUUCACAGCCCCUUACUUCUUGUUACAAGAAUGCUUUUUAAAAGCAUGAUGUGAAUACUCAAAACUUGUCAGUCACCCAGAAAAUACAAAUCUCAGUGUGUCCAUGGUUGUUCUGAAUAGAGCAGGUUCCAUGGGUCUUGCAUGGCCCUCUGCAAUUUGCACAUAGUCACCCCAGAGGGCUGACACAGUGUCCUUGGUGCAGAGAGUAGCAUUAUUUCAUGGUCAGAUUCAUAGACAGGGAUACCAGUAGGUUCCGGAGAGAUGACUCAGCACUUAAGAGCAGUGGUGGCUGGGUUUGGUGCACAGGGCUCACAUGCUGGUUCCCAUGGCUGAACUGAACGUGCUGUGUAGACCAGGUUGCUUCAGGUCACUGAUAGCUUCCUACCUCUCUCCUAAGUACUAGUAUUAAAGCAUACACUACCAGAUCUGGCCCAAUAAAUCAGUCUUUUAAAAAAAAAAUACCCCACCUACUACAUACACGUCACUGAUAGCACCAAAAGACUCAUCUGAGACACCCACACCCUGCCUUAGCACUAUUGACCCUCUAUCAAUCGUUUCUGUGAGUUCUCAAAUUUCCCAGAGCUGAGGGUACAGUGGUUAGAGCACUCACCUGGUGUUCAUGAAGCCUCGGGUUAGAGAAUAUGAAUGAGUUUCUCGACCCAUCCAUGAGGUAGCUGCAAUAUUUCUAGUGUGUAGACAAUUGAGGCCUAGCAAGGUUGGACAAGGGUGGCAGGAGGCCAGGCCUCGCUAGUCUCAUUCUUGGUGAGCUCUCGGCCUGCUCCGAAGGCCUCACACCUGUCACUCUAACAACAGUGACGUUCGGCCUCCCCUUUCUGCCUAGGAAUUCUUUCACUGACCCUGUCUGUCACCUUUCUGUUGCUAUAGCAACAGUUAGACAAACAUUCUUUUCAGUUGCAGUGAAGGGUCUCUGCCCCUUUCCUGGAAGGCAGCUCCUCCACAGGAGGUGGAGGAGGGAUGUGUCCUGUGUCCUGAGCAGGACGCACUGAGCACACCAUGAUGGCAGAGGGUGGCGGGAACCUGCCUUUCUCCCCAGGAAGGCUCCUGUCCUUAGCACUUAGAGGGGCACGGUCUUGAAAUUACCUGACGAAGAACGGGACCGUGGAGUCAGUGGAGGCCGACGGCUUGACACUCGAUGAUGUCUCGGACGAGGACAUCGACGUGGAGAAUGUGGAGGUGGACGACUACUUCUUCCUUCAGCCCCUGCCCACCAAACGGCGGCGGGCCCUGCUCAGGGCUUCCGGGGUCCACCGGAUUGACGCCGAAGAGAAGCAAGAACUCAGAGCCAUCCGCCUGUCUCGGGAAGAGUGUGGUUGUGACUGUCGGCUGUACUGUGACCCAGAGGCAUGCGCCUGUAGCCAGGCUGGGAUUAAAUGCCAGGUGGAUCGAAUGUCUUUUCCGUGUGGCUGCUCCAGGGAUGGCUGUGGAAACAUGGCUGGGCGAAUUGAGUUUAACCCGAUCCGAGUGCGGACUCACUACCUCCACACCAUCAUGAAGCUGGAGCUGGAGAGCAAGCGGCAGGUGAGUCGCCCAGCAGCAGAGGAGGAGCCCCUGCCGGGAGCGCAGAGCUCGCAGACACAGGACUUCCAGGAGUUCAUCGCCGAGAACGAGACUGCAGUGAUGCAUCUGCAGAGUGCAGAGGAGCUGGAGCGGCUCAAGGCCGAGGAGGACUCGAGUGGCUCUAGCGCUAGCCUGGACUCCAGCAUGGAGAGCCUGGGCGUGUGCAUCCUGGAGGAACCCCUGGCUGUUCCCCAAGAGCUGUGCCCAGGCCUCGCGGCCCCCAUUCUCAUCCAGGCUCAGCUGCCCCCAGGUUCCUCCGUCCUGUGUUUUACUGAGAACUCAGAACACCCAGCUGCCUCCCCGAUGAGCAGCCCGUCUUACUUGAACAGUGGACCUCUGGUGUACUACCAGGUAGAGCAGAGGCCAGUGGUGGGAGUGAAAGCAGAGUCCGGGUCAGAGGAAGGCCCAGCCUCCUUCCCCAAAGAGAAAGAUCUGAGUGUUUUCUCGCUCCCUGUUACCUCACUGGUGGCUUGCGGCCCUUCAGCCUCAGCUGCUCUCUGUAAGCCAGAGGUGGGGAAAACAUCCAGCCUCAACAAACUCCUGCCCGAGGACUGCGGCCUUAAGGAGCCUGAGAGCGAGGACUUGCACCCCUCUUGGUCUCCCUCAAGCCUACCCUUCCGAACGGACAAUGAAGAAGGCUGCGGAGUGCAGAACUCCCAGCAGAGUGAGGACCGGACCUCUGAAGACUCAGCCCUAGAACUCCCUCUGGCAGUGUGACCUGAGAUACAUGUCCAUUCUCUAUUUAUUAUCUAACACCAUUUCAAAACAAGACUGCUGCUCCCAGGUUAUUUUGUUGGAAGUCUUAGGAAAAUGGGUAGGAAAGGAUUGUUAGUCCAUGUGUUUCUGAGAGAGCGUUCCCAGGAGACCAGCCCCAGCUGCAGUGUCCCGUACCGAGCUCUCUGGGCCGCCAGAACAAAGAUGUCGAUCACAGAGUGAGCUGGGCAGCUCAAGCAGCUCUUUAUGCCUAGUGCCAGAACCAAGGAUGCGAGCAGCUCCCUGCACCACAUGCUGGCUCCUCAAACACCCUGUCUUCUUGUAGCAGCCACUUUAGUGGAAAGGCCACUCAGCUGAGUCUAGAACGGAGAGGAGGCCCCAGAAGAGUGCUUCGAUACAAAACUCCCAGGAGCUUUAAACGUUUAUUCUGCCCCAACCCCUUGGUGUUUCCUGACCUGAUCUGCAAACUGGGGAUCCCUGGUCUGUACCUGAAUUCUUUCUUUCAUAUGUGCUUCGGCACGAGAGUGAAACAUCUGUCUUGGAAGGUGAAAUGCAGGCUGGGUAGGGAUGUGACUUGCACAUGGGGCAGGGUCCAGUAUGGAACAGUCUGGAAGAUGGUUUUGUCAAGCUUGCUCUCUCACCUAGUGCAACACACACACACAUCCACUCUCUCCUUUUGGUGGGGGGUCUUGGCUCUGAAUGGAAUGUGCACUGCAGUACAGGUCAUCGAGACAUAGGACUCUUCCCUCUGUAACUGCCCUCACGGCCAUUCUUGGUUGUGUGGGGUUAGAAAGUUCUUUGGAGUUUACAGUUCAAUCCCAAGAGUGGCACGUGUGUUUUGGAGCCUUCCAUCUUGGAGAUUCAUGAAAACUGGAAGUCAGACUGCUUCUUAGUUAUGACAUAGGAGUCCCACAUUCCAGAGGAUUCCGGAUCACAUUAUAAUAAUGACGUGGAUGCCUGGGACUCAGACUCAACACUUACCUCAGCAGAAGAGCUGCUCCUCUCGUGAGCUCGGGCAGUUCCGAGGUCCCCAUUUAGCACGGGCUUCUUGAUUGGCAGUGCUACCUCUGCCUCCUGGUUAAAUGGCGGCAGUAGGAGCAAAACGCUUUUCUCUUAUCAUUCUUUACCAAGCAUCAAAACCACAAACUUGUUUUCUUUUCUUUUCUUUUCUUUUCUUUUCUUUUCUUUUCUUUUCUUUUCUUUUUUCUUUUUUUUUUUUUAGGCAGUGUGUUGCUAAACAGCCCUGGCUGGCCUGGGACUUGCUAUGUAGACCAGGCUGGCCUCCAACCUAGUCAUGCAUCCUGAGUGUUGUGACUGCAGGUGUACAUCUCUUCACUUGGCUUUAUCUAUUUAUUUAUUUUUGGUGAGAUAAUAAGGCCCUGGUGUCAUAAACAAUCAAUGUAUGUGGCAGCAGAAACAUCUGAAAAAAUCCCUGAAUCCUAAGCCCGGAGGACCUUGUAUUUAACUGGAUGCUGGUGUUCUGCCCAUUCUGCCACUGUCUCUUCUUGGGUUUCAUUGGCUUUUGUUUUUGUUUUUGUUUUUUUGGCUGCACUUCUUAAGUGAGUGCAUAGGCUCUCUCUCCAGUCUCACUAGAGUUAUCUGAGAAGGUCAAGGUGUUCUCAACCCUGGCUAGACCUCUCAGACUCAAGCUUAGCUGAGAUGAUGUUGAUGCAAAGAAGAAUCUUUUUGAAAGUUUGUUGGGACAGGAGGGGACUCGGCCCCCUACCUCCUUAAGACUCCAACUUUCUUAGCCCUUAGAUUUGGAUUUUCAUUAAGAAACGUAAAGACUAGCCAACCCCAAGAUAUUUCUAUAUAACUAAUUUCUUAUUCUAAAUGCAUUUCAUUAAUUCCAUGUCGAUUCAAACUGACCCCAACUUCUGAGUGCUAAACUUAGCGUUGACAAUGUCAAGCAAAGAACCUCUUCUACAACUCAGUCCAUCUCAGUUCUGGUGCUACCUGAGUCGGACACGAUGUAUGGUUCCUGGUUGCCGGGACGGCUGGGCCUGUGUCACAGAUGCAGAGCCAGUCCCUCAGUCUAGGCCUAGAACUGUGGUGCACUGCUGCAGCUCUUGGACACCGUCUCCUCGGAUUCUGCACACAGGUUGGACUCUCAAUGUGAACCCAAAGCUUGUCUGGCUCUCUGAAAACAACUUUUGCUCUUUAGGUUCUUUACAUUGUAAUAAUGCUGUAUUUAAACAGAAUAUUUAAAUGUAAUAUUAAAGAAAUAUUGAAGAGAA
Mus musculus (house mouse) is the source of this 4937-nucleotide messenger RNA. RefSeq names its product cysteine-serine-rich nuclear protein 2 (gene Csrnp2). Gene Ontology annotation, molecular function: phosphatase binding. The record is from RefSeq and is a predicted model, not a curated record. Bases 1816 to 2703 code for a protein of 295 amino acids. Lineage: Eukaryota; Metazoa; Chordata; Mammalia; Rodentia; Muridae. The transcript is spliced from 3 exons. Gene Ontology annotation, cellular component: nucleus.